UUAUAAUACUAAUUUAUUAUUCUAUAAUUAAAAUAUGAAGAGUGAAGAGAACACUAGCCCUAAUGUUUCAGUCAAGAGUAAGACUAUGAAAAGGUUCAGCAAAGCAGCUGACAAAGAACUAAAUGCAAACUUCAGCGAGGGUGGUGGGGUUGUAGUAAAUAGCAAACUUAUCAAGACAAAAUACAAAACUGGGCGGUGGACUGAUGACGAACACAACAGAUUCCUUGAGGCCAUAGAAAAGUACGGUAGGGAUUGGAAAAGAGUCCAACAGCAUGUCGGAACCCGCUCAAGUACUCAGUCAAGAUCUCAUGCUCAAAAGUUCUUUAGAAAAAUCAACCUCACCGAUGUUAAACCUGGAAUUGGGCUGAUUAAGCACAAAUCCUUGGAUGUUGCCUCAAGGUGUGUGAAAAAAUUGAAGGUAACUGAAGAAGAAAGCUCUGAUGAAGAACUUCUUGUGUGAAUAGAUUUUGUCAAGACUCCUAAUCCUAGGAUUAGAAAAACUGAUCUUUUUGUAAGCAAUAAAACUAAGAUUGAGCAAUCAAAUUCUCAAAUCCCAAAAGAUGAGGAGAAGGAAACUAGUUUUAAACCUGGAGAUGAGGAAUUCUCAUCCCCUAAGAGUGAAAACAAGAAGGAGCCCAAAGCGAGCUCAGAGAAGAUGAAGAAGCUACCUAAUUUGUUACCAUCAACUCUCCAGAUUACAAGUACUGGGAAGAAGACUGUAAUUGAUGAUUCAACAACAACCAAGGAUGGGAGAUCUCUUGAUAAUGUGAACUUGAGUCUCAAGGAAUAUGAGAUAGAGAAGAACGCUUUAGCUUGCAAGGAGCCAAUUAAGAUUCCUUCAAAUGAUGAACCAAUUAAUCCUGUCAAGCUUCUUAUUGAUGGUGAUUCUGGAGAGAAUGGAGUAUAUAAAGAAAGAGGACUCGGGUUUGGAGAAGACAACUUAAGUUGCAACUCAGGAAAUUUCAUUAAAAACUCAGAGAAGAAUCAUGAGGCCGAUGAUAUUAAGCAUCUUGGUCUAGGAGAUGAUAACUUAGAGAAUGAUGACCUUGAGAUGGAUUUCUCAGACAAAAUGGAUCAUCUUGACAAUGUAAAAGCCCUUGAGAUGAACGAUUUUGAAGCCGACUACGAUGCUAAACUUUUCGGUGUUAAUGAAGAGGAGAUCAGUCAUCAUUCAGCCUUGCUAAAUAAUGAGUUUAUGGACCCUCAUUCUGAAGAAUUAAACUAUUUUUAAUCCUGUUUCUGA
Messenger RNA from Moneuplotes crassus, 1243 nucleotides. The record is from the annotation of a GenBank genome assembly. NCBI's taxonomy places the organism in Eukaryota, Ciliophora, Spirotrichea, Euplotida, Euplotidae.